Molecule: messenger RNA, 2292 nt
Organism: Penicillium angulare
Lineage: Eukaryota; Fungi; Ascomycota; Eurotiomycetes; Eurotiales; Aspergillaceae
Product: glycoside hydrolase family 95 protein
Exons: 1
Coding region: 1-2292 (763 amino acids)
Biological process (GO): carbohydrate metabolic process
Molecular function (GO): alpha-L-fucosidase activity
Source: RefSeq, a predicted model, not a curated record
AUGAGUGAGCUGUGGUACCAACAACCCGCGACAACCUGGAACGAGGCGCUUCCCCUUGGCAAUGGCCGGUUAGGGGCUAUGGUACACGGUCGCACUGACACGGAGAUGAUCCAACUCAACGAAUCGACUGUAUGGUUUGGUGGGCCGCAACAACGAACACCUGAAGAUGCACUGAGCAAUCUACCUGCCUUACGAGAAGCUAUCCGCCAAGGUAAUCAUACUGAAGCCGAAAGGUUGGUAACCACGUACUUCUUCUCAAACCCAGCAAGUCAACGGCACUAUGAGCCUCUUGGAAACCUCUUUUUGAAAUUUGAGCACAAGCCUGAGCAGGUUACAAACUACCGACGCUCCCUAGACUUGACCAAAGGAGUUUUGCAUGUGAAUUAUGAUUAUGCGAGCGUUCAUUACGAUCGUCAAAUGAUCGCCACAGAUGAACCAUCAGCACUUAUCGUGCGAAUGCGAUCAUCCGCCAAAAUUCGGUUUAUCUUACGAUUGACUCGAAUGAGCGAUGUGGAAUACGAGUCUCAGGAGUACCACGACUGGGUUCAGACGAUUAGUGACAAUCCACUAUCUCGUGCUCUAGGCCGGAAGGAGAAUACAAUCACAAUGCACGUCACACCAGGCGGUAAAGGAAGUAACCGCGCCUGUUGCAUCGUCCAUGUUCAAUCUAUCGAUCGAGACAGGAAGGGCAAGGUGACCAAGGCUGGCAAAAACCUUAUUGUGAACUCCGACGACGCCAUAAUCUAUAUCGUCGCACGAACUAGCAUUGCGAAUGAGAAUUAUGAAUCCAGAGCUGAGUCGGAUCUUUCAAUGCUUGAUGAGACUCCAGAUCUUGUUUGGGAUCGACGAGUUCAACGUAAUCAAGAAAUAUGGAAUCGAAUGCAUCUAGAGCUCAAACCAGACUCGCCAGAAAUUCCGACAGAUAAACGAUUAAUAGCUAGGGAUCCGGGUUUAGUAGCACUCUAUCACAAUUACAGUCGAUAUCUGCUCAUGUCAUGCAGCUAUGAAGGGAACUCGGCCUACCCUCUACCGGCUAAUCUACAAGGGAUUUGGAAUCCCUCAUUUCAUCCGGCCUGGGGCUCUAGAUUCACAAUAAACAUCAAUCUGCAGAUGAAUUAUUGGUCUGCUAAUGUUUGCAACUUAUCGGAGUGCGAAAUGCCUCUAUUUACUCACCUUUCACGCUUGGCAUCCAAUGGCAAGAACACCGCACGAAAUAUGUAUGGAUGUCGUGGCUGGACUGCACAUUCCAACACAGAUAUUUGGGCCGACACCGAUCCAGUAGAUCGAUGGAUGCCAGGAACACUCUGGCCGCUGGGAGGUGCAUGGCUGUGUUGUCACAUAUGGGAGCAUUUCCAAUUCACCGGAGAGCAAAAUAUCCUGCGAAAGUAUUUUUGGAUUCUGCGAGGUUGCGUGGAAUUUCUCUUGGACUUUCUCAUCGUGGACUCUCAAGGAAAGUACCUUAUAACUUGUCCCUCAUUGUCGCCUGAGAAUUCAUAUCGCGACAAAAAAGGUCAAAAGGGCGUUUUUUGCGAGGGAUCCACCAUUGACAUUCAAAUUAUCAAUGCUGUACUGAGAGACUUUGAGUCAACGACCGCACAAUUGAGCAUCGAGGAUAGCCUUCUCCUCCAAGUCCGGGAGGCCCGAGCUCGCCUUCCACCAUUGAUAAUCAGUCAAAAUGGAUAUCUUCAGGAAUGGGCCGAAGACCACGAAGAGGUUGAGCCUGGGCAUCGUCACACCUCCCACCUUUGGGGUCUAUACCCCGGCAAUGUCAUAACACUGGAAAAAACACCUGAACUUGCAGCUGCAUGUAGAGAAACACUUCGCAGACGUGCAGAGCAUGGAGGGGGACACACAGGGUGGAGUCGAGCGUGGCUCCUAAACCUGUUCGCGCGCCUUCAAGAUGCGGGGGCAUGUCAAAAGCACCUGGAUUUAUUACUCGAGAAAUCCACUUUACCAAAUCUAUUCGAUAGCCAUCCUCCAUUUCAAAUCGAUGGCAACUUUGGUGGGGCUGCAGGAAUUGUGGAAAUGUUGGUCCAAUCUCAUGAGCCCGGAGUGAUCCGACUGCUUCCAGCUUGUCCGAGCGAUUGGACUGGUAAGAUUCACGGGGUACGAGCACGCGGAGGCUUUGAAUUAGCAUUCGAGUUUGAAAAUGGGUGCAUCGUGGGUGAGGUGGUCAUUUGUUCUUUGCGGGGCGAGAAAGCGACGGUUGUUUUUCCAGGUGAAAACGGGUUUCGAAAGUCUAUUGAGCAGUGUCGCUCUUAUAGAAUCCAACCGGAGGAGUAUUUUAAAUAG